Molecule: messenger RNA, 1807 nt
Organism: Ziziphus jujuba (common jujube)
Lineage: Eukaryota; Viridiplantae; Streptophyta; Magnoliopsida; Rosales; Rhamnaceae
Product: transcription factor MYB3R-5
Exons: 7
Coding region: 1-1572 (523 amino acids)
Biological process (GO): regulation of DNA-templated transcription
Cellular component (GO): nucleus
Molecular function (GO): DNA-binding transcription factor activity, RNA polymerase II-specific; RNA polymerase II cis-regulatory region sequence-specific DNA binding
Source: RefSeq, a predicted model, not a curated record
AUGGAAAAGGAGGAGGGUUUAAUUUCUUCAAGUCCUUCUGAAUCUGAUAAGAGUUGUGAUUAUUUGGUACCCCAGCCGGCCUCUGUUCAAGGGAGGAUAAUAGGUCCUACAAGACGAUCAAAGAAAGGUGGCUGGACAGAGGAGGAGGAUAAUAUUUUAACUAAUGCAGUCCAAACAUACAAUGCCAAAAGCUGGAAAAAGAUUGCUGAAUGUCUUCCUGAUAGAACAGAUGUUCAGUGCCUGCAUCGCUGGCAGAAAGUUCUAAAUCCCGAACUUGUUAAAGGGCCCUGGACCAAGGAGGAAGAUGACCGAAUCAUUGAAUUGGUCCAGAAGUGGGGAAAAAAGAAAUGGUCUGAGAUUGCCAAGUUCUUGCCAGGCCGUAUAGGCAAGCAAUGCCGAGAAAGGUGGCACAACCAUUUGAAUCCGGAUAUUAAAAGAACUGCAUGGACUAAAGAAGAGGAACUGACUCUCAUUAAGGCUCAUAAAAUAUAUGGGAACAAGUGGGCUGAAAUUGCAAAGAUUCUGCAGGGAAGGACUGAGAAUUCUAUAAAAAAUCACUGGAAUUGCUCAUUAAGGAAGAAGUUAGAUUACAUUUUGGCUACCGGAUCUGAUUCAUACAAUUAUCAACAAUCAACAGAGAGCAGAAAUCCUGAGGUUGUAAAACAGAAUCUUGAGCAGAGAGUCAACUCUAAACUGGAUUCGGGUCAAGAAACUGCUACAAGAAGGGAAACUCAUGUAAAAUUUUCAAGUGGAGAAAAUUAUAGGUUUCUGAGAAGAGGGGAUGAUGUUAUGAUGAGUAAAUCAUCAUUAACAAGCAAUUCUUUUGGGAAAGGUGCAGCUACGUGUCUUCUGACCACUAACGGAAAUCAGAAAAUUCCUAACAACGCAGCCGUGCUCAGGGAAUCAUCACAUAAUACACCUGCUAACAAGCCUUCGAGAGCAAUUUAUGGAUCCCCAAAUACCUCUUUCAAUAGUCCAUUAUUUGGUAAGCCAACUGAUCAAAAGAGAAGUAAUAAUGUCGAAGCCACUGGAAACCUAGGGAAUAGGUGUCUCGGUUUCUUGUGCUACAAGCCACUCCAGCUAGAGGAUUUGAACAUAUUUUUGGCGACCGGUAGAUUUCCAAGUACAGAUAGCUACAUCCAGACAGCUUCUACUCCAAUUUUGCGUCGUCCAUUAACAAGCCAAGAUAGAGAAACACCUCUACCAAUCAACAAAAGCAGUCCGGAUUCCAUAUUGAGAAGUUUAUCCAGCCAGUUCAAGAAUACACCAUCUAUCAUAAGAAAAAGAAAAGUGUUUGAUAAACAAGACAGCAAUAAUGCUAAUCACAGAAAUGAUGUUUACUCUGAGAAAAUCAUGAGUCUCUUGAACAACAGCCCUCAGUUCCGACGCGCUCAUCCUUAUAGUAGAUAUGCUGUCAAUGGUAAGCUUCAAUCUCGAAAAUAUGGAACUUCUGCUCUCAUUAAGUCCGUAGAGAAACGCCUAGAGCAUGCUUUUGACGUCGAAUGGAAUGCUGCCAAAGCCAUAACCAGAAACUCAAAUCUACAUUAUCCUUCUGCUGCCAAUUCUCGUUAAAAGUCCAUUUGGUUUGUUUUGAUCCUCAAGCUUCUGUGAAGAGACUAUGCUGCUUGGCUUGCCCAUCUGGUGAAUAUGAGUUUGAAAAGUGAAACUCUGCCCAUCUCUCCUUUACUAUUCUUCCCUUUAGCCUUACGAAACUCAUAUGCAACAAUAUGAGUGGCUUGGAUUUGAUGCAGAUGUUAUUUUCUGAUGGAUCAUGGGCAAUUCCAUGUAGAAAAUGUACAAAGCAUAA